CUGUUUGGAUACGGAAAUAGGAUGAACCUCGUCUUGGCGAAGUCUAUAAGAGCACAGUUCCCUGAUUUCUCUCUCAACCUCUCUCUCUCUCUAAAUUUCUGUUUACGUAUUUCUCGUCGGACUUCAACAAGACAACCCAAAUUCAAAGAUCGUGGUCAUCGUCGGUGUCUUUUUUAUAGGCUAAUUCUCGCGUGAAUCUCGUUUUUAUAAAGUAUCGGAAUCUGAUUCUGAUUUGUCAUCGAUUGAUUAAUUGUUGGAAACAGAGUAUUUCUAUUGGAAUUAGAGGAAGAAGUGAGAAUGAUUGAUAGUUUUUGUUUGAAUCCUGGAAUCCAUGGGAUUACUUCUUCUUUAUCACUGAAUGCAGCUCUUGAUGUUCGCGUAAAUCCGUCUCAAGUUACUACAGCCGUUCGGUCUUCGUCGUCGUCGGUGGUUGAGAAAUCCUCGAAAACGAUAACUCCGUCUCCGUCGUCUUCUUCGUCUUCUUCGUCUUCAUCGUUUCUGAAGUUUUCUUUGAAGUAUCCAUUGCAAUCUCUGUGGAGUCGGGGUGGUGAAAAUGGGAAUUCCAGGCGUGGUGGUUUGGCGCUUGACGACGCCGUUUUGGUGGAGAGAGAGGAUGAUCGGAGAGUUGUUCGUGAGGAGGAAAGUGAAAAUGUAGCUACGGGAUCGGAGUGGAGAAGUGGAAACUGGGUGAUGAAGAUUUUGCGGGUUAGAUCUCUAUGGAAAGAGGAGGAGAAGCAGGGAAUUGGUGAAGAUGAGCUUGGAAAUGAGAGGGAAGAAGACCGUGUAGUGGAAGAUCGAGAAACUUGUUGUGAGGACGAAGAGUUUUGUGAUGCUUGUAAAAUCGUUGAGGAAGAAGAUGAAAAGGAGAUUGAAUUUGAUAAACAUUCGUUUUCAAGAUUGCUUCGACGGGUUUCCUUGGCUGAAGCGAGGUUAUAUGCUCAAAUGUCGUAUUUAGGAUGUCUUGCAUACUCCAUUUCCGAAAUUAAGCCAAAGAAUCUGCUGAGAUAUUAUGGUCUACGUUAUAUAACAUCUUCAAUAGAAAAGAGGGAAUUAGCUUUGAAAACUGAGAAAACCCAAGAGCCAGAUGAAUCUAGAGAGGCUGAAAAGGAAAUAGACAAUGAUGUUGAUUGUGAAGAAGGGCAGAAAAAGGAUGGAAUAAGUGCAUCUACUGCUUAUGAGAUUGCUGCCUCUGCUGCUUCUUAUUUGCAUUCUCGUACCGUAAAAAUACUACCGUUCAGAUCUUCUAAAACUGAGGAUUCACUUGAAGCAGGUCAGAACAAUGGCGAUAUGAUGAACUCAGACAUGGUUUCUUUGAUGGCAACCACAGAUUCGGUUACCGCUGUUGUUGCUGCAAAGGAGGAAGUAAAGCAGGCUGUUGCAGACAAUUUGAAUUCAACUCGGUCCUCACCGUGCGAAUGGUAUGUUUGUGAUGAUGUUGAGAGCAGCACAAGAUUCUUUGUUAUUCAGGGAUCUGAAUCACUGGCAUCUUGGCAAGCAAAUUUGCUUUUUGAACCAAUCGAUUUCGAGGGACUAGGAGUCCUUGUCCACAGAGGAAUCUACGAGGCUGCUAAAGGAAUGUAUGAACAGAUGUUGCCCGAUGUCCUUGAACACCUAAAAUCCCACGGUGACCGUGCAACCUUUCGAUUUACUGGACAUUCUCUCGGGGGAAGUUUGGCACUGCUUGUAAAUCUCAUGCUCUUGAUAAGAAAUGAGGUUCCGGUUUCUUCCUUGCUUCCUGUCAUUACAUUUGGUGCACCAUCCAUAAUGUGUGGAGGCGACCGCUUACUUCGUAAACUUGGUUUACCUCGGAACCAUCUUCAAGCUGUUACAUUACAUAGAGACAUAGUUCCACGAGCCUUCUCGUGCCAGUAUCCGAACCACGUAGCAGAACUUCUUAAAGCGGUCAAUGGGAACUUCAGGAAUCAUCCAUGUUUAAGGAACCAGAAAUUGUUGUAUGCUCCUAUGGGCGAGCUUCUAAUUCUUCAGCCCGAUGAGAAAUUCUCUCCAAGCCAUGAUCUCCUUCCUUCAGGUAGUGGCCUAUACCUACUAAACUGUCCACAAUCUGAUGCCAAUGAUGCAGAGAAGGAACUCCGAGCAGCACAGAUGGUAUUCUUAAACACGCCUCAUCCGCUCGAGACGCUUAGCGAUCGUUCCGCUUAUGGUUCAGGUGGAACAAUCCAAAGAGAUCACGACAUGAAUUCAUACCUGAAAUCAGUCCGAGGAGUGAUUCGUCAAGAACUAAACCGUAUAAGGAAAGCAAGGAGACAACAUCGACGAAAGGUCUGGUGGGCUCUCGUGGCUCCAGGAAAAGUUGAUUUAGGAAUCGUAGUCGGACGACCCUCCAUUUCAAUCAAUCUCGGGCAGGACCAGUUCAACUUCUCUGGGAUCCUUCAAACAGGAAGAGAGUCGUUGAGACGGUUCAGCCGACUCGUUGCUUCACAACAUAUGAAUCUGCUUGUGGUGCUGUUACUCCCUGCCAGAUUGCUAUUCUUUGAAGUCAACAGGGUGGUUGGUUAAGACUUACAAAUCAAAAGAUUAUGUUCUUGUUUCUUCAUCUAGUUUCUUGUCAUUUUUUUUUGGUGGAGCUGGAUGAAUGGCCUAUUUGUACAAAUGGAGGGUUCAAUUGGUUGGCCAAACACUUUAGAAGAUUCUUUAUUCAUUGGUUCCAAAACAUAGCAACAUUAACUUAUAUGUUGCUAAUUUAAUGAAAUGAAGCAAACAUCAUUUGUCAAAGUCAAAUGUUAUAUAAAGAAAUGUAAAGUUCUUAUACAUUGUCAA
Molecule: messenger RNA, 2778 nt
Organism: Cucumis melo (muskmelon)
Lineage: Eukaryota; Viridiplantae; Streptophyta; Magnoliopsida; Cucurbitales; Cucurbitaceae
Product: phospholipase A1 PLIP2, chloroplastic
Exons: 5
Coding region: 298-2517 (739 amino acids)
Biological process (GO): lipid metabolic process
Molecular function (GO): glycerophospholipid phospholipase A1 activity
Source: RefSeq, a predicted model, not a curated record